AGCUGGAGCCGGCCGGCCCCACAGGCGACCAAUCGGGCGCUCCAGCGAAAGAGCCCGGCGCGGCGCGGCGCGGCGCUCGCGGCGGACCGCCAGUGUGCCGCCGGACCGGCGCGGCGGCGUGUGCCGAGCUGUGACUGCGCGCCCCGCCACCGCUAGGAGAAUGGCUAGCGAGCAGGUGCGCCGGUGUCUGCAGGCGGCCGGCGACCUGCGCGCCAACGACAUCGUCCGCUUCGUGCGUCGCCGGCUCCACCUGGCCGCGCGCAGUCCGGUCCUCUGUCUGUGCGGCGCCUUCUUCGUGCUGAUGACGCUGAUGCCGGCGCCGAUGCCGCACCAGGCUUCCGAAUCACUCUCCAGAACCGCACGGAGCGCGGACGACCCACCCGAGGACGUAACCUGGGACCGGCUGCCGCUGGUGCCGGCCUCCGCUGACGACGAGGACCAGCUCAUCGAGUGCACCGACGACGAAGAUGAGGAGCUGGAGCUACCGCAGAAGCUGAGUGAAGAGUCCAAGUGUAAGGUUCAUCUUUUGUUAUUUGGUAGUUCAAGACUAGGUAAUUUAAUGAUUAAGUACAGUGUCUUGUACGCGCUACGAGAUAAAUACAAUAUCAAUGUAUUUACAACAAGCGAACAAGCAAGUAGUUUGAAUAAAUACUUUCACAAUCUUACCAUCGGACCACCACCAAAGGAGUACAAGAAGGCCAAGUGGCACUUCACCUGGUUCCGGAACCUCGAGGUGCUGCUGCCGUGCCCAACCAGCAUAGGCAAACGGUUCCCGUGCUUCCGGGAUCGGCCUGACGAGCACUGUAUCGUGGUGGCCGAUUGGCCACCUGGGAAUGGAUUUCCUGUCUUUUCGCCAUAUUUACCUCGUCUGGCAAGAGAGGAAUUCAUUUUUCCACAAACACUGCAGAAUGAAGUGCAGGAUUACCUGAGGAAGGCGUCCGGCCGCCGCAAGGACCCUGUGUUUAUCGGCGUACAUGUCCGAGGCACCGACCAGAACGUCGACUUUGUGAACAACUACCACCGCGACCUGCCGUCGCUGCAGUACUUCGCCACCGCGAUGGCCUACUACCGAACCAUGUACAAGAAGGUCGUCUUCAUCGUGGCCACCGAUGAGCCCAAGUUCGCCAUGCGCAGCGUCCCCAACAAAUUCGGAGACGUCUACUACACAAGUCACAAGCAGGAUGUGUCGAAUCCGAUCGCAUUCGACAUGGCCGCCAUCAGUCUCUGCAACCACACCAUCAUCUCGGUGGGCACGUUCAGCUUCUGGGGCUCCUACCUCAGCGGUGGAAUGGUGGUGGCGCCGUCCCGCUACCAGGGAGACGAUCCGGGCAGGUACGACCUCGAGAUCAAGCACUGGGACCGCCAGCAGGAGUGGUUCUCCUGGAGCUGAUGGUCGAGGAGCGGCUCGGCUCGGAGAGCCGGUGUGCUCUGUGCUGGGAUCUGUGUUCCUCCUGGAGCUGGCCAGGACCCCUCAGGGGGACAGUGACGGUGCCGUGCGGCGGACUCUGAGCGACAUUGCGCGCCGCGCGCAGUACAGUGGGUAGGAGAGGAGAAAAGAGGCCAGAGGAGACCUCUGAACACCCGGUCGGCGACCUGCGGAUUGUGACUGGUCGUGCGCGCCCACUGAUAGAAAGAGGAAAAGGACGAACGCUCGGGUGCCUGAUGCGUCACAAUAUGAGAGCGCUUUCUCGUGACUGCCAAUAUCGUGGACGUUUGUGACCUCGAGCAUGAACGCUAAGAGCGGCCUGCUGGGUGGAGUGCAAGAUGUUUGAGGUACAUUGUUUUGAGUGAUACAUGUUCACAUGAAAUGCUAUAUUCCUUGUUGUAGCAUAAACCGUGCACCAUGGACUGUAUGCUGUUCCAUCGUCUGUGAGACAGCGCGGCUGCCGCAAUGUGUGGUGUGUGCACACAUGGGUAGCGUUGUUUGUGAUGAGCUCCUCCGCGGUGAUAGUCGAUUGUUGGUUAAUUUCGCUGCGCUAGGGGUAUCGAAGAUGCACUUAGCAGCCGGCAAGUAUUGUGCUGAACUACAUAGGGUAACGUCGAAACUAUUGACAUUUUAAACUCAGGGUUCAACAUCCAACACAACACAGGCAUUCGUUCGAGAGUUUCGUAUCGUCAUGGCUACAAGUAUGUUUUCAUAGGCGUGCAAUCAGCAUCGUAUGUUACACCAUGUGGCGUUGUCUGAAAACACGAGGGAAAUUAUGUACUGUUAUAAAUCCUGAUGCAUGAUUGAUGUAUUUUUACCAAAUACUCAUGUUAAUCACAGGCGCCCGUUAGACAGGAUCAGGUGUCUAACUAUCCGCCGUUCGGCCCGCGGGUGGAGCGUGAAUCCGCGGGUCUGACGCUAGGCCGUGCGUUGGCUCGCGCUGUGAUAGGUCGCCCGCGGGCGCCACACGCUCAGUCGCGUCUUAUCGCCGAUCGGCAGCUCUAUAAGUACUCAACUGACCCACACCCGGUCGUCUGGUGGGUGAGGGCCGACCCGUGCUGCUCUCCUGUGUCUGAACCGGCGCCCGCUCGCAGCCGUCUGUGAAUGCAUGCUUUGCAGCGGAUUCUGUUUGAACCGCUGACGUGGUGAAGAGCCACUUAUAUGAAGACAAAUACAUAUACCACGAGAAUCGA
Messenger RNA from Amphibalanus amphitrite, 2619 nucleotides. RefSeq names its product galactoside alpha-(1,2)-fucosyltransferase 2-like. Gene Ontology annotation, cellular component: membrane. Gene Ontology annotation, molecular function: galactoside 2-alpha-L-fucosyltransferase activity. Bases 161 to 1390 code for a protein of 409 amino acids. The record is from RefSeq and is a predicted model, not a curated record. Gene Ontology annotation, biological process: carbohydrate metabolic process. NCBI's taxonomy places the organism in Eukaryota, Metazoa, Arthropoda, Thecostraca, Balanomorpha, Balanidae. The transcript has 10 exons.